CGCAGGUAUUCACAAUUACUCAAAAUGCCUUCCUGCACCCUCCAUCUCCUUGCCCUUGACCCCGUCUCUAGUCUGGAAUUCUUUCUUGCUGAUCUCCAUAGCAGUCGCAAUGUCAUCUUUGCCUCCCGUCCGCGACACACUAUCAUCCCGCCGACUUCUCUCGAUAAAGACCGUCUCAUAAAAUCGAAGUGGGACCUACUUGUCCUGAUCCAGACAGCACCAGACACUACAGCACUUCCAAUUCCAGAGCCACUUCAAAACAAAGUGAAAGAUGAAUACCGAGUACACGUCGGGAUCCCUUCGAAGCUCGUCUCAACUUACACAGCCCGACACGACGCGCUGAAAAAGGCCGCGCUAUCUGUACCGCUUACUGGAUCCCUUUCCACUCUCCUCUCCAACAAGUCCUCUACUGAGGACGGCGAGGUUCCUCCGGAACUCCUCUCGUUCAUGGAAACACUCAUGCGCACGCAUCCCGGCCCAGUGACGAUGUUCAACCUGCUACACUUCCAUCAACCUGACGGGAAAAAGAGCUACUAUAAGUACGGACAAGCAUUUGUCCCAGUGGCAGCGAAAAGGGGCGGCCAGGUGAAGCUGGUGGGAAAUGUGAUCGGGCCAUGGCCAUCCUCAGAUCGGGAGCAGUGGGAUGAAAUCAGUAUCGUGCACUAUCCGUCUAUUAGACAUUUCUGUGAUAUGCUCGCAGGCGAUGAUUAUCAGGAAAUCAACAAGAAACAUCGAUUAUCGGCACUGAAGGACACAUUUCUGCUCUGUACUACCGAAUUUGAUGUAGACGCUUCGUCUACGUCUUCCAGGUUGUAAAUAGGUCAUAAUCCUUAGUAUCAGACAUAAAAGGAAUGCCAGUUCUAGUUUCCGUAUCUGCGAG
Messenger RNA from Monascus purpureus, 880 nucleotides. The record is from the annotation of a GenBank genome assembly. Lineage: Eukaryota; Fungi; Ascomycota; Eurotiomycetes; Eurotiales; Aspergillaceae.